UCUGCAGAAGGACUACUUUUAUUUUUGACACUUGAAGUACAUUUUGCUGGUAACACUUACUUUUAGUUAAGUAAGGGUUUGAGUGCAUGAACUUUUACUUGUAGUGUUUUUCACAGUGUGGCAUUUCUACUUUUAGCUCCUCAAGUAAAGUAUCUGAAUACUUACUGGCAUUAAAUCAUCAUGUAUUAGUUAUUCAUUAGUUAGUUAUGCAUGUGCUGUCUACCCUAAUUACUAAGUGUUAUCAUGAGAUUGAAGAUACGGUGACAACUCUCAACAUCAACAUAAAUAAACAUCAUCGACAGUACCGGAGUAGAGCCUCCGCCCUCCAGUUUCCUAGGCAAUAAACCAGGAAGUAGCGGGUGACGGCCAGCCAAUCAGCAGCUCCACUUCCUGCAGUCAGCUAUCGACGACGAAUAGGGUUGAUGUGACAACGUUAGGUAAAACAUUUGACCAAGUGUAACGUUAAGCGGGAGUUAAACAGUGUGUUAGACUUAACUAACUAAAUCAAAACCAAGUCAGAGAAGUGGUUAGUAGUCAUCUAGAGCCGUAUAUAAAGCUAGUUUCAGCCUCGUCGCCGGAGAGAGAGUCAGCCUAUCAUGUGAUUUUAAACAUGGGCUGGCUGUUGCUCGACUCCUGAAAAGUUCCCGAAAGUUUCGUUUCUAGUUUUUAGAAGUUGGGUUGUUUUGAUCACACGUCGGGACGCCAGUCUGUGGUUUUCAGAUGGAGGUGAACCGUCUGGACUUCUACAUCGGUCUCUCUCUGGCGGUGAGCUCCAGCGCUUUUAUCGGCGCUAGUUUCAUUCUGAAGAAGAAAGGCCUGCUGCGAUUGGCCAGCAAGGGUUCAAUGCGAGCAGGUCAAGGGGGGUAUGCCUACCUGAAGGAAUGGCUGUGGUGGGCAGGACUUAUUUCAAUGGGAACUGGAGAGGCCGCUAACUUCGCUGCUUACGCAUUUGCUCCGGCCACACUGGUGACUCCUCUUGGAGCAUUGAGUGUUCUUGUAAGUGCCGUGCUCUCCUCCUACUUUCUGAAUGAAAGGCUGAAUGUGCAUGGGAAGAUCGGUUGUUUGCUGUGCGUCCUGGGCUCCACAGUGAUGGUGAUCCAUGCCCCGCAGGAAGAGGAGGUUGCUUCCCUCAGUGCCAUGGCCGAGAAGCUCAAAGACCCAGGUUUCAUUGUCUUUGCUGUGUGCGUUGUGGGAAGCAGCCUGGUUCUUAUCUUUGCUGUGGCUCCGCGGUUUGGACAGAAGAAUGUGCUGGUCUACAUCCUGAUCUGCUCUGUGAUUGGCUCCCUCUCUGUGUCUUGUGUCAAGGGCCUGGGAAUUGGCAUUAAGGAGCUGUUUGCUGGGACAGCAGUGCUGAAGGAACCCCUCUUCUGGUCGCUAGUCAUCUGCCUGGUAAUCUGUGUCAGCGUUCAGAUCAACUACCUGAACAAAGCCCUCGACAUCUUUAACACCUCCAUAGUCACUCCCAUCUACUACGUCUUCUUCACCACCUCUGUCAUGGCCUGCUCUGCCAUCCUCUUCAAGGAAUGGUUGAGUAUGACCACUGACGGAGUAGUGGGAACAAUUAGCGGGUUCCUCACCAUCAUUUUGGGGAUCUUCCUCCUCCAUGCUUUCAAGGACAUUACAUUUAAUGGGGAUUCCCUCCCACUCUACCUGAGGAGGGGUCCUCAGGGCUUUCCAUGGGGGCAGCAGCCCUUUGUGGCUCUUCCCAGCCAUGACAUGCAAGCAGAGGAUGAGAUGAAGCUGUCCAGAGAGGGAGGCUCAAAGGGGGGGUGGGGUACACACCAGAGAGCUCCAUAAAGAGGACCACUAGUCUUGUCAUUACUUAAAAAAAUUGCAAUUCUGAGGCUUUAAUGCACAUUACAGCUUUACAGUAUGACAAGUUGGUUGACUAACAGAAUUUUGAGUCUGCUUUAUAUAAUGCAUUAUGCACUGGAUGAACAAACUUGUCUAAAGUGAGCAUAAUGGUCCUAUCAACACACUGGAUUCGGUAUGAACUUACACUCUUAGUUGUACAUUAUAUUACAAGCUUGUGUUUUUCCUUUGGUUAAAAAAAAGACAAGACAGAAUUUUAUUCUGUGGUAUAAUUUAUAUCAGUCUGAAUGUCUGUUGCACUGUUGUGUAAAUUUUUUCUUUACAGUAUAUGAAUUUAAAGAAACUUUAGCCUGCAUAAGCCAGAUUGUGCCUUCUGAAAUCAGUAACCUUAUACAUAGUUUUGCACUUUUAACCUUAGCAUGUACACCGAUCAGCCAUAAAUAGCAUUAUGACCACCUGGGCAGCCCCAUACCAACAAACUGUGAUCUACUGUGUGUUCUGACACCUUUCUAUCAGAACCAGCAAUAACUUUUUCAGCAGUUUGAGCUACAGUAGCUCGUCUGUUGGAUCGGACCACAUGGGCCAGCCUUCACUCCUGACGUGCAUCAGUGAGCCUUUGCCAUCCAUGACCCUGUCUCCGGUUCUUUGCCUUUCCUUCCUUGGAGCACUUUUGAUAGGUACUGACCACUGCAGACCGUGAACACCCCACAAGAGCUGCAGUUUUGGAGAUGCUCUGACCCAGUCGUCUACCCAUCACAAUGUGGCCCUUGUCAAAAAGUCGCUCAAAUCCUCACGCUGCCCAUUUUCCCUGCUUCUAACACAUCAACUUGAGGACAAAAUGUUCACUUUCUGCCUAAUAUAUCCCACCCACUGACAGGGGCCAUGAUAACCAGAUAAUCAGUGUUACUCACUUCACCGGUCAGUGCUCAUGUUAUGGCUAAUCAGUGUUUUGUACAAAUGUAUUUUAUGACCAGUGUAAAGGCAGAGAUUGCCCUGAAUGCAUUUCAAUCAUGUUGUUUAUGAAUAAGUUUGACUAAUUGCUCUGACAAAUUACUGUAAUACCUCAGUAUUAUAUACAAACUGCACCAAAGAAUGUUCUUUCCCUGUAUAAAUGAAUUCCCAACGUGCCAGGCCGUAACAUAUAUCUGAUAGAACUGUUACAUUUUGUUUGUUUGAUAAUGCUCAUUAAAACAUGACUACAACAUUA
Messenger RNA from Dicentrarchus labrax (European seabass), 3019 nucleotides. RefSeq lists its product as uncharacterized. NCBI's taxonomy places the organism in Eukaryota, Metazoa, Chordata, Actinopteri, Moronidae. Gene Ontology annotation, molecular function: magnesium ion transmembrane transporter activity. The coding region runs from base 721 to 1797 and encodes 358 amino acids. The transcript has 5 exons. Gene Ontology annotation, biological process: magnesium ion transport. The record is from RefSeq and is a predicted model, not a curated record. Gene Ontology annotation, cellular component: membrane.